GCGAGGAGUUAUUUGAUUGGUUUGAAAUAUUUUAAUGAAUCCAAAAUGGUGGACAAAGUAGAAAGUGGAAGCCGGCGUGAUAAUUAAUCCAAAUUCUACUUGAAAUAAACAUUAAUUUGAGCAUCAAGCAAUGCCAUGACUGACACCUUAGAUUUGGUCAGAAAAGAGCUGGUAUUAACAGACAUCAGAACCCAAAAAACGGACAGACAGCUAUUGAAUCUAUGUCAUUAAUCAGUACGUUUGAAUUGUAAUAAAUAAUUGGAACUACAUUCAUUAUAUGGACGCAGCCAUCAAAGCGAAGUUGGGUUAUUAAAAACUUCAAAUACCAAAGAAAAAAGACUUGUUUAAACAAGAAAACCAGCAUUAUAUUUGAUUGUAUAUGAGGGCUUCAAACAACUUUGACCAGUAGAAUACCCUAGUCUGCAGUAGAAACAAGAUGGCGGCACCUGAUAUGGAUGUGAUUAAAGAGAUACCAGGAUAUAAGGUCAUACUGAAAGCAGUACUCAAGGCUCAAAUACAGCAAUUAGUUGAGCAGUUAGCGGACUACACAGAGGAAGACUCUAUAAUCCUCACUGCCAGUAUACAUGAUGGUACACUUAGUCAUCUUGGAUCUGAUUCUGGGAAGUCCUUCCUUGAUGACCAUGAAGAUGUUAAAUCUCAGUUUCUCGGCUUCUGUCUAAAAUAUCAUCAUAAAAAGAAGCAGGAGAAAGAAAGAGAAGAACGAGAAGAAGCCAUGCGUAAAGCUGCUGCUGCAGCCGCAAAUACAUUCACUCCACGUCAUUAUAUGCCUACACGAUCUCCGCGACAAAUGACGCCAAGGUUCAUGGGUGCAAGGCAUCCUAUACAUUCACCACCACAGCGGCAUCAACCUUACCCAGUCACAAGGCCAAUACGAGCUCCAGCUAUGCCAGUUAGUACUCCGAGUCCGUUAAAAUCUCCCAAUAGAAUUGAUGGACAGAUAAUAAAAAUUGAACCGGACGAUAAUAAUGAUGAAACAUCAAAUCAAGAAGCGGGGGAUUUGGAUACAGCGGAAUCGGAAACAAAUGCUCAAAACUCUAGUCAAUCUCCAUCUCAAAAUAAUCCUCCAUCAACUCCAUCAAAACUUAAAUCUGAAUCUGGCGAAAAAGACGACGAUGCUAGAUCAGAAUCCUCUAAUUCUACCAUUCCAAAUGAACCAGCAGCAGAAGGACUUAGUUUAGACUCAGACUUGUCAAAUUUGAUCUCAGGUGGUAAUCAGCAGCAAAGUUCAGAAACUAGUGAAAUGGACCCAAAUGUUAGUGUUAAAUUAGAAGCUUUAACUGAAAAUGAGAUGGAGUUAGAAAUAACGGGCGUAGAGCCCGGUAGACCUGUUAUGCCCCAGGAUAACUGGGACCCUAAUGUUUCCAUGGGGAUGAACUUUGACCCCACUGGUGCUACUGGAAACCAAGGUGAUAUGACAGCUCAAGGAUACAUUGCUCGGCCUUUUCAAGAGCGAGUUAUUCCUGCACCAUCUCCAAUUUACACAGACCAAGAUCAGCAGAGAAUACAGAUUCCAAAGGUACCACCUGAGCUUGAAGACAAAACCUGUAAUGUGUGUGGUAAAGUAAUGGCUACCCGCGGUGCCCUCCAAAUGCAUGUGCGAAUACAUACCGGAGACAAGCCUUUUGAAUGUGACAUUUGCCACAAACGGUUCAACCAGAAAGGAAACUUAAAAGCACAUAAAAUGACUCAUUAUGAAUUGAAAAUUAUGUAGUUAAAGGUAUUUUAUAUAUAUACCAUUCGUUUUGAGUGUGAGAUUUACCACAAAAGGUUCAGUGAAAGGGAAAGAUGCAUAAAAUGACAAGUGAUGUAGCUGUACAUAAAUGCGAAUGGGGCAUUUGCCAGAAACAAUUCAGCCAGAACAUUUUAUGAACUGAAAUAUAGCUGUGUAUAGAGGCAUAGUGUUACAAUUAAGACAUUGUAAGCUUAUAUUUUAUUACUGACAGUAAAUUUACCUUUACAUCCAUAUUGGUGUUGUCAUUGCACACAAAAUACACAGACUCUUAGUGGUAGAUCUCCCAUCCAAGAUGUUGUUUGUGAUGACAUGCAAGCACAUCCUUAUCUUGAGAGUUUGUUACCAUAGAUGUCAAACUUACUGAUAAAAGACUAGUUUGGUUCUCAAAGCUGAAAGAUAUUGAGAGGCCCUAAAUUAACUCUUACCAUGCUGGACACAAUCCAUUCUGCCUUUGCAGCCAGUGUAGAUCAUGAUCAGCCUGCACAUCCAUGCAGUCUGAUCAUGAUCUGCACUGUUCACCAUUCAGUCAGUAUCUUUUUGGUGAGCACCCCUUUUAACAGUUAAUGGUACAGUCGAAAUUGGAAGAUGGACAAGUUCAUUAUAGAAAUUUAGCAAGGUAAAGGUUAAUGGAUAUCACAUAAAUACAAAUUUCAUGUUACAGCUGACAAUGUUGAAAUAUAGACAUUUUGUUCUUUUAUCUUGAAAGAAAGAAAUGUUCAGUAGGACUGUCUUGACCAGACUGCAGUAAUAGAAAUUUAUUCUUAAUUUUGAACAAUCAAUCAGACCAGAAAGAAAAAAAAAUAGAAUCAUUUCUCAUUAGUUAAACAUGUCACUCAUUGGCGCAGUAUUGCAUCUGUCUGAAUUUGAGUUUAUGUCAUUGAUGACAUCACUUGCAGAUUUUUAUGCCCUCUUUGGCGAAGAGUGAGUAAAGUUUGAUUUCACUUCAGUUACUAAAGAAUGCUUGAUAUUUUGAUAGUGAAGCUUCAUAGGGUGAGUGCUUGUCAUCAGGAGAUGAAAUUGUUUAAGGGGCCAGUAGAAUGGAUUAGACUAUAGUUGUUAAACUUCAUAAGAUGAUUGCCAAUGGUCAGUAGGGAAACUCUAUUACUUUUUAGGUCAGUAGGUUAAAAGUCAAGGCAACAAUGACCUUGAGACUGAAAAUGAUUUCUGUUCAAUAAGUAAAGAAUACUUUUGACUACCGUCUUCAAACUUUGUAGGUUAAUUGGCUUAGGUCAUUAGACAACCCCUAUUGUUUUUGGGGUCAGUAGAUCAAAGGAAAAGGACACAGUUACUGAUAGACUGAAAAUUGUUUCCAUUCUAUAACUUAAGAACCCAUUAGCCCAUUGCCUCCAAACUUAAAAAGAUGAUUGCAUCUUGCCUAUAAAUGACCACAAUUUUUUAUGGGAUCAGUAGGUCAAAGGUCAAGGUCAUAGUGAUCUGCAGACUGAAACUGUGAGAUACAGUGUUUGGGUGAGGGGAAGCAUGUGUAUAUUACAAAUGGCUCUUGAUUCCUUUUUAUCAGAUCUACAAAGAAUGGGACAUUAUUUCACAGACAUAUAAAUCUCUUCACAUAAAAAUGUUUUAAUUAAUAUGUAACAGUGUUUUGAAAUUUUAAUUUUAGAUAAAUGUGGUCAGUUUUGUUUUCAGUCCUACUUUCAACAUUGCAUGAUCUUAACAAGAUUUCUUAAUUAUAUACAGGAUAUUACAUGAGUGUUUUACCUUGUAUUUGUUAAAGAGUUCAAUAAAAUAAUAAAAUAUCA
Molecule: messenger RNA, 3510 nt
Organism: Mercenaria mercenaria
Lineage: Eukaryota; Metazoa; Mollusca; Bivalvia; Venerida; Veneridae
Product: zinc finger protein with KRAB and SCAN domains 5-like
Exons: 5
Coding region: 437-1732 (431 amino acids)
Biological process (GO): regulation of transcription by RNA polymerase II; cell fate commitment
Cellular component (GO): cytoplasm; nucleus
Molecular function (GO): RNA polymerase II cis-regulatory region sequence-specific DNA binding; histone deacetylase binding; DNA-binding transcription factor activity, RNA polymerase II-specific
Source: RefSeq, a predicted model, not a curated record